Molecule: messenger RNA, 1265 nt
Organism: Fragaria vesca subsp. vesca
Lineage: Eukaryota; Viridiplantae; Streptophyta; Magnoliopsida; Rosales; Rosaceae
Product: E3 ubiquitin-protein ligase RHA2A-like
Exons: 1
Coding region: 303-794 (163 amino acids)
Source: RefSeq, a predicted model, not a curated record
ACCUAAACCGGCCGAAGAACGGUGGCGCCGCCCUGAAAAACAGUAGACCUUAAAUAGCUUUAUUCUCUCUUUGAUACUCCACAUGUGACACCUUGACCAUGGUUGCACCAACAUUCCAUAAACUCAACCCAAAAAAAAAACAUCAAAAAUUCUAUAGUUCUAUAAUACAAAAGAAUGUGUGACUAAACACACACGGUCACUGAACCUUGCCCACGUUCGCUGUUAUAUCCAAAAGUCUCAAUCUAGCUCCUUUCUGCUAACCUCACCCCGCCCCAUCUAUCCUUUCCUCCUCAGCAGCAGCCAUGGGAGCUCUCUCUCAAUUCUUCUCCCACCUCUACACCAUCUCCAUCAUCUUCUUCACCCUCUUCGCCCUCGAAGUCGUCAUCCUCGUCCGCUCCAUCACCGGCCUCAAACCCAACUCGGAGAAACGCGUCAUCACCACCGCGCAGUACCUCAAGCUCAUCGACCAGAAGAACCCCACGGUCUCCUACUCUAGCAAGAAGAAGAACCUGUUGAGGGCUCACGAGGAGUGCUCGGUGUGCUUGUCGGAGUUCGAAGAGGGGGAGAAAAUCAGGCAGCUGAAAUGCAAGCACAGGUUUCACAAGGACUGCGUUGACAAGUGGUUGCAGCAGUAUUGGGCCACGUGUCCGCUUUGCAGGACGAAGGUGGUGCCGGACGACGUUGUGGCGAGCUACCACCGGCUGAGGAAUCAAGUGGAGUACGACGGCAGCGAUGAGGAGCUGAUCUUCUUGUUAUCUUCGUUGCAGGGUAAUAAUUUCCAGAGAUUCUUCUAACUUUGUCGCAUGUAAUAAUUCUUUCACCUAGAUCCUUAUAUAAAAACCCUAUAUAAUUUUCUUUUCCUUUGUUUUUUUUAUUACGUACAUUAGAAGUAGAUCUUUUUGUUUUGUUUCUGCCUUAGGUAAAUCUGUAGCACAUAAUGUACAUAUAUGUGAAUUGCAAUAGUGAAGGGGUAGUUCGAGAGAGCUUUGUAUGACCAAAAGAAGAGAGAGCUGUGUGUAUAGAUCAAGUGCUUUCAUAUUUUGGCUGUACUUAUUUUGGCAAUGUGUUAUUGAACAUCAAUGAUUUGUACCUCGAUCUUUUGGGUUUCAGCUAAUUUUCGGUUCAAUAAUGAUUAUGUUUUAUUAUAAUUUUUGAAUUAUGGUAACGGAGAGUGUAAGUCACAGUAUAUGUUAGAGCGUAAUUUCAUGCAAUUGCGAGGGUUCAUGCAUAGGUACAUACUCUUAGGUCUUGUAUGGUUCAAAGUA